AUGUUUGCUGCUGCAACCAAAAACUUUGUUAAACAGGUUGGUGAUGGAGGAAGAUUAGUUCCUGUGCCCAGCCUCAGUGAAGCUGACAGAUACCAACCUCUGAGCCUUGUGAUUAAAAAAAGAAAAUGUUUGCUUUCAAAAAAAUCUAAAUUUGCUUCUACACCUUUCACAUUAAAAGACAUUCUUCAAGGGGAGAAAGAAAUUUCUGCAGGUGUCUCGUCCUACCAGUUGCUCAACUAUGAAGACAAAUCAGAUGUUUCACUCAAUGGCAGAAGAGGAAAUCAGAUAAUGAAUGAUGUUGGUUUUGAUGUUGCUGGAUCAGAUUCUAUUGCCUUUAAAGCUUCAUUUGGCAUAGUGACCAAACAUGAAGUUGAAGUACCAACAUUACUGAGAGAACUUACUACAAGAAAAAUAAACUUUGAUCAUUGUCUAGUCCAUCAAUCAAGAAAAAGUAGGAUGGAAAUUUUGUGUGUGGUCAUGGAAAGUAUUCGAACUACAAGGCAGUGCUCAUUAACUGUCCAUACUGGAAUGCGUGGAGAGACAAUGAGGUUUCACAUAAUUGAAGAUCAGAAUAAUAAAGGGCGGGACAAAGCCAUUGUUUUUCCUGCACAUACAACUAUUGCUUUUAGUGUAUUUGAGCUCUACAUUCAUUUGGAUGGUAAUUUCGAACUCUGUGUGACUCCAAUUGCAAAAGGAGGAUUUGAAAGAGAAAAAUCUGGAUCAUCUUCACUGACCAAAUUCAGGAGAUUAAAGAAUAAUCUGUUUCAUCGAAAUAAGGGAGUAGUGGAAAUCGUUGCUAACUCUGAUCCUUACUUGGAGGACCUUUUUGCAGAUUAUUAUGAAAAAGCUGCAAGCAUGACUGAUCUCUCUACAAGCUAUCUCAGAGACGGCUCUCAUAUCAGAAUCAAUUUACUUAAUAACAACAUCCCCAAAGGCCCCUGUGUCCUUUGUGGGAUGGGAAGUUCAAAAAGGGAGACGGUCUAUGGAUGCCUGGAGUGUUCUUUUAAUGGACAGAAGUAUGUACGACUGCAUGCCGUGCCCUGUUUUGACCUCUGGCAUAAGAGAAUGAAGUAACUGAUCUGGUAAGUGCCUGUUGUCAUAGACAUGGGCAUAACUGUGCCACAAACUUUUCAGAGUUAGUAAAUGUGUCUCCAAUUGUGAAAUGCAAAACAGUGAAAGUGCAAAACAUUUUAUUAUGCUGUUAUCUCAAAUUCUGUGCUUCACAGUCAAUGACCUCUACUUUAAAAUGCACAUGAAUUUCCUGACAUUGCUGUUGUUCCUAGAACCUUCUCAUUAUCAUCAUAAUGAAAAACAUACUUUUAAAUGGUAUUUUCAUAAUGACAGAAUAUAUGCUAGAACUUAAAGUUGUUUACACAAACUUGUUGUUAAACCCCAAAAUGUUGCCUUUCUCUACACUGGCAAAUGAUGGUUAAAUGAGAAUAUUUGUUAAUAAUUUAGUGUUCUCAUGAAUGUUUAAUUGAAGUAUCAGAUUAAAAAACAUGCUAAAACUUAGCUCAGUCUAAUGUUUCGGUUACAAAAGGGAACAACUGGAACUAUGGAUGGUAGCUUCAUAUUAGGGUGCUGUUGCUGAAUAUCAAGUUUGUUUAAUUAUGAAAAAGUACCAGCUAGUCUACCUGCUGCAGUCAGAUUCUGCAUCACAGCUGCUCUUGACUUUCUUUUAUGUGCUCAGAAAAAAAACUGCUUAGCAGAAAAUGUUUUGGAAGCUUAUGAAAAUAAUGGAACAAGACUUCAGGGGUAAAGGUCUUUAACAGGGGCAUCCCAGCCUCAGGAAAUUGAGUCUGUUGAGGACUGGAACACCACAUAGCUGUGUCCAGGGCUGGAAUUGGGCUGUGGGGCAGGGUGCUGUUAAACCUCUCACCACACUGAUUUACACUGCCAGAGCAAAAAACAUUUUUAUACCUUUUAAAAUUAUUUCAAGGAUAACCUAGGUAUGGAAGCUUUUUUCACUUGUGCUGCCACUUUCACUGCGUACAUCUGAUUAUUACAUGUUGAAAUGAAUACAGCCAUUGCUUUUCAUGUGAGAAGAAUGAAGUAUAUUACACAAGUGUUCUGCACAAGCAGAACAGUUAUCAGGACAAGCACUGUCUAUUAACUAUUCCUACUUCUUUGCAUUUUUCCAGUGAGGAAAACCAGAAUGAUGCCCAAAUAAUUGAUUACUUAUGUUUAUAUACAGCAUCUCCCAUCAUCUUCAACCUCAUUCAAUUAAAUUAUGAUAGUUUAUAUUUUUAACUUGGUGCUACUGAAUAAACAGGCUAACAUCAUGAUUUGACUAAGUCAAAGUUUAAACACUCAUUUAGAAUACUGCUUUUUCUUCAACACCAAAUUCUUCUUGUUAAUAUUACAUCAAAGAUGUUAUUUUAAGUUGUUUUAAAAACAUUUUUCUUUUUAUCUUAACAUUCCAUAAGCAGAGUUGGCCCAUUUUAAGGCCUUUAGUUAAUUGCUGCAAAUGGCCUUUCCUCAAGAACUAGGCCUGGAGCCUGCAGGGGUCUAAGAGUUAUAUUCCUGGGAUUCCCUUUUUAUUUUACAGAGGAUUGAGAUUUUCCCUUUUUAUUUUACAGGGUAUUUAGAAGUGUUCAGCAGUU
Serinus canaria (Common canary) is the source of this 2603-nucleotide messenger RNA. It is a transcript of the gene PJVK, whose product is annotated as pejvakin. The transcript has 6 exons. Gene Ontology annotation, cellular component: cytoplasm. Bases 1 to 1074 code for a protein of 357 amino acids. The record is from RefSeq and is a predicted model, not a curated record. Lineage: Eukaryota; Metazoa; Chordata; Aves; Passeriformes; Fringillidae. Gene Ontology annotation, biological process: programmed cell death.